AAUAUAUUUUAUAUUAAUUAGACAGUUCUCCGCCCAGAAGUGUGAUUUACUGUAGUUCAACAUGGACGACAGACAGGACAAUAUGUCCUCCAAACGUACCCACGACGACAUCGAGGCAAGAUCUGAGGCAAUCAAGUCUGAAACAGCUGCCGAUAUUGAAGGUACACAUCAUAUACCUAGUGAUGUAGCGCAAGAACCUGCAGAGGCACUGCCAGGGGAAGAUAAAUCAACGAUUAAGCGUGCGCGGAUUGAAUCGGUUGACAAUACGGAUGUGAGUACAGAAGACAGCUUAAAUGUACAUACACAAGCUAAUGUAAAAACUGAUCCUGUAGAGGUUGGAACAGCGGGAACUCCGGUCGAAGACACUCUUGCAAGUGGCAUAAAAACUGAAGCGACUACCACAGGCAUAGAAGGAAGUACAAGCGAAAGUGAACAGGCUGGUGUGAAAGUUGAAGAAGCUACCAGUGUAAGCGGUGUUAAGGUCGAGGAUGGUUCAUUAAGUGGAGUUAAAGUCGAAGGCACUUUGCCAGAUGUUGCGGACACUGAAGAGGACCUAGCACAGAGUGGUAUCAAAGAAGAUGCCGCAGCAGAGGGAUUUGAGAUAGAAAUUGCCGAGGAAGCUGGUACGGUGAAGACCGAGGAUGUACCAGAAGAAACAUCCGGUGUGAAGUCAGAAUAUACUGGGGACACUGUAAAUACAGAUGAAAGCGUAAAGUCAGAGGAUGUUGCACCAAGCAAUGUUGAAGAUGAAAUAGUGCCGCACAGUGUGAAGAGCGAGAAUACGGGAGAGGGUGACCACAUGGACACCGAAGAAGCCGUGAAAACCGAGGAAACACCUGCUUCUGCUUUUGCAUCUGCUUCUGCAUCUGCUUCUGCUGAGUAUAUGGCUUCUGAUGAAUCAGGCAGCGCUUCCACUGCCCAGGCAGACAGUACGGACAAUGAACCUCCGGAGGCAACUAUUGAGCGGCUGAGACAGCACGCCGCCGCGUACAGGUCGGCGAUGGUGUGCUCCAUCUGCAGCGAGAUACUUGUGAAGCCGCACUCCCUGGAAUGCGGUCACUCCUACUGUGUCACCUGCAUCUGCACCUACUUUAGUGUGCGAAAAGCAAUGGGCCGCGGCUUGCAGUGCAAGCAGUGCAAUAAUCCUAUACGCAAGAAACCAGAACCCAGCCUGGUGUUACAGACUCGGAUCAACAUAUUACGGAAACAGCCGUGCGCGGAUAUCAUUCUGAAGAAUUACUCGGCACGAUUGAAAACAGCUCAACAAGCUAUGAAGAGUGAUGAAUACAAGAGUAUCACGCCAGGGACAGAGCUUGUCGAUCACGAAGGAAAGGGCUACGUCUUCGAUAAGGGCGAUGACGUAUACAGAUGUAUCGAGUGCUUGUUUGAGAUCGAAGAUUACAAAUGUGCAGGGUGCGGCGUUGCAUUUCCAGAAUUGGAAAAUAGGUCUGAUGUCCAUCGGGAGUUAGGUGUCAGUGACUCCCAAGAAGACGGAGAGGACUCCGAGGACGACGAAGGUGAUGACGGCGCGGAUUUGAAGAAUUUUAUAGUCGGAAGUGAUGAGGAGAUAGAAAUGGAGAAACCUGAGGAGGGUGAGCAGCCUCUCAAAGGGUGGAUCACAAAUCAGAGUGGUCUAAAGGAACUGAUGUGCGGCUGUGAUGUUUCGUGUGGCCAGGACUGCGAGUGUGACGAUGAGGAUUGUACGGCUUGUCCAUGUGCUCAGCGAAAUUUGAAUGACGGCAGCGGCGAAGAUUCGGACUCUGACUACGCACAAGAUGAUACACAUUGGGAUGGUGGCUCAGACGAUGGAAGUGUACGUAGUAAAAGUGACCACCGUGGCGCAAAAAAAGACAACAGUGGCGCAAAUAAGGACAACAGUGUCGCAUUUAAGGACAUGUCUAAGACCCAAAGGAAAAAUUUGAAAGAGAUUAGGAAGGCGAACAAGAUACUCGAGGCGAAUGGAGUGGAAAAUAUAGAUAGCCUGAGUAAAAAUCAACGAUUAAAGCUUUUGAAAAAUAUUAGAGCUGACCGUAAGGCUGCUGCUAAAGCAGCGAAGGAUACUGUAGCUCCGAAUACCGGAGCAAUUGCGGAGCCGAUUGAAGGCUUUGUUUUAGACCGUGCGGGUGCAUAUGCCACUGAGAACUCUGCUGCGACAGCUGACGGAGACGCAGUUGUCCGAGGGGAUGGAGAGGGUGACAAUGGAAAUAGAGAGGAGGGUGAGUUGUCUGAUACAUAUCGGAACCGUAUGAAUGAGCACUCAGAAGAGUCUCGCAAGAUUCAUGAUGUAAAGGCAGCGUGGCCGAGAGGGGAUCUUGUGGAGCAUGCUGACGGGGGUGAGAACAUCGAAGACGGAGGGUCUGAUGAAUUCGAAAGUGGGGCGGAUGAGAUGGAGCGGGAUGAGGAUGAUGAUGAUGAUGAUUAUGAGGGGGAGGAUGAGGAUGAGGAUAUGGAAGGAGUAGAGGAUCCCCAAGAGGGCGAGGUCGAGGAAGGAGAAGUGGAUGCGGAAGAUGGAGAGGAUGCGGAAGAGGAAGACGGCGAGGAUCUGGGCGAAAGUGAUGGGGAGGACGAAUGAGCGGGGAGUGUGUACCAGUUGUGCAGUUUAAAAGCCCAACUCCGAAUUGUAGCAGUAGUCGUACUCUAUUUCAGAGAUAUCUCCGCGAAUAGACAUUUUCCGUGGAUAACUCUGUCAAUCAAGUACGCGUCCGAGAUCCGGGAAAACGAUGCUUAAGGUCCACGAGGAAGCACUACGAGUUACGCGGCGAUAUGAUUGCUUGGUCAGAUGGGAUCUGGGUUCUCUUUCAGAUAGGAACUCGUUAUUACAGAAGCAAUACCAGGUGGAAAAAACUUCAAAUUCAUGAACGUAUGUCAGGGGUGGCCGUAAACCAGCACAUGAGAUGAACGACACCACGACGAGACAGGAAAGGCAGAUUGGAAGCAUCAUAAAGCGACAAUUCUGACAGUGGCUGUCCGAUACUUAUUGCUUGGUUCUCCAUUAGAUAAAAUUAUUUUAAGAUCUGCACUUACUACUUUUGGAGGAAGCGGCGAUGGAAAAUGAACCAUCCUUCGAGGAGGAGCGCAUAUAUUUGCGAUCGAUGGUAGGAGAUUCAGCCUGCCAGAGUGAAAUUGGAUGCUCGAAUCGUAGCCAAUUCGAUACUGUGUCUCCUGUAGCAGGCUAUGCAGGUCGUAGUACUAUAAGGUGUGCCGUUAACUUGCUAGUUUAUUCUGCGGCGGAAAGUAUUUGCAAUCAGAAAAAUCUUGAAUCACGAUAUAUAGUUUUUCAAUUCCAAAUGAGCCGUAUCUUGAAGCCCGAAGUGUGAUCAAAUUGAUAUGCUAGCUUCCAUCGCACAUAUGACCCACACGGAAUGGCGACGGUGUACGAAUAUGCAGGAUCUCUGCAAAGCCGAGCAGUGUCUGUAUUGUUUAUAAAGGAGUAUCCUCUGUCAAUAGAGCUGCGAGUAAAUCAUAUGGCUGCACGCCCCCCGAAGCUCGACAAGAGAUGUAACUGGUGCACAAUUCAUUUAUUUCAUAUUAUUCCGAUCCGGUCAUCCGCUGCUUCAAGCGAUGGAUUUGCUGUAACCAACGAGUGAUAUUACUGAGGCGCUUUGAAUGAUGUGAGGAUGGUUGAAUCGGAAUAAACCUUGUUUUCUUCGACCCGCAUUAGAUACGGUGAACCUAGCAGCUUUGAUAUUCAACUUGCUUUGAAA
Sphaeroforma arctica JP610 is the source of this 3704-nucleotide messenger RNA. RefSeq lists its product as hypothetical. Lineage: Eukaryota; Ichthyosporea; Ichthyophonida. The transcript is spliced from 8 exons. The coding region runs from base 62 to 2572 and encodes 836 amino acids. The record is from RefSeq and is a predicted model, not a curated record. Gene Ontology annotation, molecular function: metal ion binding.